Echinococcus granulosus is the source of this 588-nucleotide messenger RNA. Its product is annotated as Transforming protein RhoA. The transcript has 4 exons. Bases 1 to 588 code for a protein of 195 amino acids. The record is from RefSeq and is a predicted model, not a curated record. Gene Ontology annotation, biological process: small GTPase-mediated signal transduction. Lineage: Eukaryota; Metazoa; Platyhelminthes; Cestoda; Cyclophyllidea; Taeniidae. Gene Ontology annotation, molecular function: GTP binding; GTPase activity.
AUGGCGACGAGUGCAAUAAGGAAAAAGUUGGUGAUUGUCGGUGAUGGAACAUGUGGCAAAACCUGUCUUUUAAUCGUUUUCAGUAAGGACCAGUUUCCGGAAGUAUACGUUCCUACUGUGUUUGAAAAUUACGUUGCCGAUAUCGAAAUGGAGAAUACAAGAGUUGAACUUGCACUAUGGGAUACUGCCGGGCAGGAGGAUUAUGAUCGGCUUAGGCCUCUGUCGUAUCCUGAAACCGACGUUAUUUUGAUGUGUUUCUCGAUUGAUAGUCCCGAUAGUUUGGAGAAUAUAUCCGAGAAGUGGACGGCAGAGGUCAAACACUUUUGUCCCAAUGUGCCAAUAAUACUUGUUGGCAAUAAAAAGGAUCUUCGGAAUGAUGAGAAAACUCGAAUGGAGCUCGCAAAAGUUAAACAGUCCCCGGUUACUACUGAACAAGGCAAGGCCAAAGCCAAUCAAAUCGGUGCCUAUGGCUACGUCGAGUGCUCUGCUAAAACGAAAGAGAAUGUCCGCGAGGUCUUUGAAAUGGCGACUCGAGCGGCGUUGGAGACCUCCAAAAAAUCAAAGAAGAAGCGCUGCAAAGUUUUAUAG